Molecule: messenger RNA, 474 nt
Organism: Gongylonema pulchrum
Lineage: Eukaryota; Metazoa; Nematoda; Chromadorea; Rhabditida; Gongylonematidae
Source: the annotation of a GenBank genome assembly
AGUCAACAGGGAAAACGAGUGGGCCUCAUACCGUCCGAGCAUCUACAGCAGAAACGACGAACGGCCCGAGAAAAUGAAAAAAGUAAAGGUGGAAGUCGGAAACUUUCGAGAGCCACCAAUGAGACAGACAGCCUGCUGUAUGAGUCAGUGUCGCUACUUUAUCCGAGUAAGACCGUUAUACGGCCGAUCGUUUUGGUGGGACCACCGGGUGUUGGACGAAACGAAUUAAAAAAACGGUUGAUCGCGAAGAACAGCGAUCAUUAUGCGGCAACUGUGCCUCAUACGAGUCGCCCUCAACGCAGUAAUGAAAAAGAAGGAGUGGAUUAUUAUUUUUCUAAGCGUGAAGAUAUGGAGCAAUGGAUCAAACAGGGUCGAUUCUUGGAGUAUGGUGAAUACAAAGGAAAUCUGUACGGUACACUUGCUGAUUCGGUACAUACCGUUAUCAAGCAAGUCGUUCUGCUAUGCUGGAUAUGA